This is a messenger RNA of Henningerozyma blattae CBS 6284, 2796 nucleotides long. RefSeq names its product MCM DNA helicase complex subunit MCM4 (gene MCM4). Gene Ontology annotation, molecular function: ATP binding; single-stranded DNA helicase activity; single-stranded DNA binding. NCBI's taxonomy places the organism in Eukaryota, Fungi, Ascomycota, Saccharomycetes, Saccharomycetales, Saccharomycetaceae. Gene Ontology annotation, biological process: DNA strand elongation involved in DNA replication; DNA replication; mitotic DNA replication initiation. The transcript has a single exon. Gene Ontology annotation, cellular component: nucleus; MCM complex. The record is from RefSeq and is a predicted model, not a curated record. Bases 1 to 2796 code for a protein of 931 amino acids.
AUGUCUCAAACUCCAACACCAAGUUCACCAGUGACUGGGCCAGCUGAAUCGGCCUCAUCACCUAUCCGUACCACUGACGAUUUGCCACAACAGCCUUCCUCUCCAGCUUUAUUUUUCAAUCCAAGCUCAUCUUCACAACCAGAUACUUAUGAACGUGAUAGUGGUCCAAGAAGUAACCAAGAUCAUAAUAGAAAUGUGGGAGCUGUAGUAGGAUCAUCUCCAUUUCGUUAUCCAUCCUCUACUGGUUCAACUCAACAACAUCCAGAUUCAGAUAUCCGUAGCUCUCAAAGAAGUAGUGGAUCCAGAACUAGAACACCCGGUAAUACGUUAUAUUCUGAUAUUCGUACUGAUGGUUCAUUGCCACAUUCAUCAUUAGAUGGCCGUCCAGGUUAUAGAAGAAGAAACGAUAUUUAUGCUUCAGAUUUGUCAUCCCCUAGAAGAAUUGUUGAUUUCGAUUCAAAUAGUAUGAGCCAUCCGGCUUCUUCUUCUUCUUCUGGUCCUCCUACAGAAGCUUCUGAACCAUUGAGAAUCAUUUGGGGUACUAAUGUUAGUAUUCAUGAAUGUGCAAACAAUUUCCGUAAUUUCUUAAUGUCAUUUAAAUAUAAAUACCGUAAAAUAUUAGAUGGCAGAACAGAACUUAUAAACAAUACAACUGAUGAGGAAUUAUAUUAUGUAAACCAAUUGAACGAAAUGAGAAAUUUGGGUACUUGUAAUUUGAAUUUAGAUACAAGGAAUCUAUUGUCAUUUAAUCAAACAGAGGAACUAUAUCAUCAAUUGUUAAAUUAUCCACAAGAAGUUAUUUCCAUCAUGGAUCAAACUAUUAAAGAUUGUAUGGUUUCAUUAGUGGUGGAUAACCAAUUAGAUUUUGAUUUAGAUGAUAUCGAAACUAAAUUCUAUAAAGUUAGACCUUAUAAUGUGGACAGUUCAAGAGGUGUUCGUGAAUUAAACCCCAAAGAUAUAGAUAAAUUGAUUAGUAUUAAAGGUUUAGUAUUAAGAUCUACUCCUGUAAUUCCUGAUAUGAAAGUGGCAUUCUUUAAAUGUAAUGUUUGUGAUCAUACACUGGCAGUAGAGAUUGAUAGAGGUGUUAUUCAAGAGCCAACAAGAUGUGAACGUGUUGAUUGUAAUGAGGCUAACUCCAUGUCUCUAAUUCAUAAUAGAUGUUCAUUUGCUGAUAAACAAGUAGUCAAAUUACAAGAAACUCCAGAUUUAGUACCUGAUGGUCAAACUCCUCACUCAGUUUCACUAUGUGUUUAUGAUGAAUUAGUGGAUGCUUGUCGUGCUGGUGAUAGAGUUGAAGUUACUGGCACUUUCAGAUCAAUUCCAAUUAGACCUAACUCAAGACAACGUGUUUUAAAAUCAUUAUAUAAGACUUAUAUUGAUGUGGUUCAUAUUAGAAAAGUUUCAGAUAAGAGGUUAGGCAUAGAUACUUCUACUGUCGAGCAAGAACUUUUACAAAAUAAAAUUGAUCACAAUGAAGUGCAAGAGGUAAGACCGGUCUCUGAUGAAGAAGUAAAAAGUAUUAAGCAAGCUGCAUUAAGAAGCGAUAUUUAUGAAACUUUGGCUAGAUCCAUUGCACCAAGUAUCUUUGAAUUAGAUGAUAUCAAAAAAGGUAUAUUAUUACAGUUAUUCGGUGGUACAAAUAAAACGUUUAAAAAGGGGGGUAGAUAUAGAGGUGAUAUAAAUAUAUUAUUAUGUGGUGAUCCUUCAACUUCAAAAUCUCAAAUAUUACAAUAUGUUCAUAAAAUUGCUCCACGUGGGGUUUAUACAUCUGGUAAAGGUUCAUCAGCUGUGGGGCUAACUGCGUAUAUUACCAGAGAUGUGGAUACAAAGCAAUUAGUUUUAGAGAGUGGUGCCUUGGUCUUAUCAGAUGGUGGUAUUUGUUGUAUUGAUGAAUUUGAUAAAAUGAGUGAUUCGACUAGGUCUGUUUUGCAUGAAGUUAUGGAACAACAAACAAUAUCUAUUGCCAAGGCUGGUAUUAUCACCACAUUAAAUGCUAGAAGUUCUAUCUUAGCAAGUGCUAAUCCAAUAGGUUCACGUUAUAAUCCAAGUUUGCCUGUUACUGAAAACAUUGAUUUACCUCCUCCACUACUUUCUAGAUUUGACUUAGUUUAUUUAGUCCUUGAUAAAGUAGAUGAAUCUACUGAUAGAGAAUUAGCAAGACAUUUAACAAGCUUAUAUUUAGAAGAUAAGCCAAAGCAUGUUUCCAAGUCUGACAUUUUCCCAAUAGAAUUUUUAACAAUGUAUAUUAAUUAUGCUAAGGAAAAUAUACACCCAGUUAUCUCAGAAAGUGCAAAAACAGAAUUAGUUAGAGCUUAUGUUGGUAUGCGUAAGAUGGGUGAUGAUUCUAGAUCUGAUGAAAAGAGAAUUACCGCUACAACUAGACAGUUAGAAAGUAUGAUUCGUUUAUCAGAAGCACAUGCUAAAAUGAGAUUAUCAGAAACUGUUGAUGUGUCAGAUGUUCAUGAAGCAGUUAGAUUGAUUAAAUCAGCAAUUAAAGAGUAUGCUACUGAUCCAAAGACCGGUAAAAUUGAUAUGAAUUUGAUUCAAACAGGUAAAUCAGUUAUUCAAAGAAAAAUGCAAGAGGAUUUAGCAAAGGAAAUUAUCAAAAUAUUGACUGAAAAUCCAUCGGAUUCUCUAAGUUUGAAUGCUUUAAUUAAACAAAUUAAUGAUAAUUCGCAAGAUAGAGUUGAUACUUCAGAAAUUUCAGAAACACUUUCUAGAUUACAACAAGAAGAUAAAUUAAUCAUAUUGGGUGAAGGAAUGAGAAGAUCUAUUCGUCUAACUAAUCGCGUUUAA